UCUCAAACGAAAGGAAACUCGAUCAGUAGGGAUUAAAGUUUGCACAUGUCAGAAUAUAUACCACGUGCUCACCAAUUGGGGGUCAUCGAGGUUCAAAUAGAAGACCUCUCGAUCACACAAAGCUAUGAUAUCAUGUCAAAAAUCAGUUAGUGCAAAUAACUCGAGUUGUUGGAAAAUGUUCAAUUAUGUAUAAUAUAUCACUUAUGAACAUUCAAUGCAUAUCCUGACUAAUGCUCAAAUAAAUAGCACUUAAUUACUUCAAGGUAAGUUUGCCUACUAAAUAAAUACAUAGAUAUCCAUCGAGCUCCCAAUAAAAAAAGAAAAUAAUAAAUACAUCGAGUUAUAAUUGUGCAUAACAUAAACAUAUAAAAAGAAACCUGAUAUCUCAUGAAAAUCACUUAGUAUAGUUAGGUCAAGUAAGAAAUACAUCUUAGAGUAGAACGAGUAGAACUUGUAUUUGUACCUAUUAUCAUCACUAUCCACAUCAACUCCACGCUCCCACGCUGAUCUUUGGAGUUUGACAAAAGUCAAGCCAAGCACUAGCCUUUGGCUGUAGUCGAAGAAUCGAACUGGUAUAAAGGACUUAUAAUAUAAAAUAUAUUAACUCUUUAGUCGAAGCCAAGCAAGUCAAGCUGUUUAGUGAUUGGCUGUAAAACUUUUAAUAUGAGCGGUUGUGUAAAAUGACUAUAAAAGACUUAUAAUAUAAAAUAGAAAUAGAAAUUCUAUCACACCAAAAAAUCGAGGCAGAGAACAACUAGAUUAGGGAUUUUUUUUUUUAAUUCAAUAUAUGCUUAUAAAAGGCAAGGUGUAAUCUGAAUGUUUAGUGUGUGAAAAUAGCAAAAACUAAUCAGUGAAAGCAAUACCCUUGUCCCACUCUGUCUGCCACAACUCCACUUCUCUAAACAAAACCAAUAAUAUAAUUAUAAAAAAAAAGUUGUCAACUUGUAAUUAAAAAAAGGGAGAGAAAUAUUCUAUCCACCAAAAAAUCGAGGCAGAGAACAACUAGAUUAGGGAAGAUUUUUUUUAAUUCAAUAUGCCUAUAAAAGGCAUGGUGUAAUCUGAAUGUUUAGUGUGUGAAAAUAGCAAAAAACUAAUCAGUGAAAGCAAUACCCUUGUCCCACUCUGUCUGCCACAGCUCCACUUCUCUAAACAAAACCAAUAAUUAUAUUAUAUAAAGCUCAAUUCAUGUUACUGUUGCCUAUACUUUUGCUCUCAUUGGUUCUUUUUUUUUAUGCAUAUGUUUUCCCAUUUUAAGAUUUUGCAACUUCCACGUAAUUCAUAGUUGUACUUUUUUCAUGAGAUAUUUGGAUUCACACCUGUUCUAAAAAAUAUUUCUCAAUUUGAGAGUUGUGAACUUCUGAUAAUGUUGUAACUGUGGAAAUAAAUUUGCAACGGUGGCAUCCACCCGAAUAUGACUUAAUCAGAUAGGGUAAAAUUCGAACUCGAGUGAUUUUUAGUGGGUGUGAAAAAAUUUGAAUCCGAAUAUUACAUCAAUGGAUGGGCAUGAUUUUCUCACUAUGCAACCCAAAUAUGCUUGAUUAUACACAUGCAUAUGUAUUUUUUCUAGAAAGCUCAUUAUUUUUCUCUAUAACCUUGAUAUUUAUUAUACAUAUAUAAUAUUUUCGUGCAGUUGUUUUGUUUUAACUAAUUUUCUUCAUUUUAGUGAUUUUUAUUGUCGUACGCAAUGUCAUUAUACGAGUGAAUGUUAACAUGUUGGUUAGAUUUAUAUAUAAAUUAUUACCCAUGGAUAACACGUGAAAACCCGAAUCAUCGAGAAUUGGCUUGAUUUUAAUUUUCUCCUCGAUUCUUCUGUGAGUAUGAGUAAACCAAACUAUUCUAGGUAGGAUAAUUGAUAUGCACUAUCUGCCCCCAACACGAUCGAUUUUCAUUCCUAAUUUUCAUUAAUCCUUAUGUGUUAUGUCAUCGUAUUAGACUCAUGUUACCAAUCAAACUUCAAAAUUAGAUGUCUUAAGACUACUUUUAAAAUUAGGUGAAUAGUAUUUACGCAUUUUUGUAAUAUAAGAUGUAAUGAUGUUAGGGUAUUAAAACAAAACAAUACACACAAAUGACUAACCAACAAAAUAAAAAAUUAAAAAUCAACCGCAGGUCGUUGCAGAGCUCGACCGCCACCUAGCUAGUAUAAUUCUAAAAAAAAAGUUGUCAACUUGUAAUUAAAAAAAGGGAGAGAAAUAUUCUAUCCACCAAAAAAUUGAGGCAGAGAACAACUAGAUUAGGGAAGAUAUUUUUUUUUAAUUCAAUAUGCCUAUAAAAGGCAUGGUAUAAUGAAUGUUUAGUGUGUGAAAAUAGCAAAAACUAAUCAGUGAAAGCAAUACCCUUGUCCCACUCUGUCUGCCACGAGGAAUUAUUGCCUACACGGGGAGCACCACGUUGGCAUGCUGAUUUGGUGCUCCGGCCAAUUAAAAUCCGACAUGUAUCCAUCUGUAGGAAUUAUUUAAUUAACUGCUUAAUUCGCUCUUCCAUCAUUAUUAUAUUCAGUUAAUACUAACUAAUUAAUCUUCCCCUCUCUCUUUCAUGCUCCUCUGUCUUCUUCCGCCAUUAAAAUUUUUACAAUCAAGCAAAGUAAUUUUCUCUUGCUUCGUCUUCCCAACUCAUCCCCUUCAUAGCUCCGACGAAACAACCACCGACUAACAAAAGCAAAGUUCAGACUUUUAUUAUUGGCGCAGUGACUGUGUUGCCGUGGACGAUGUCUCUAAUUAUGCUAAUGGAGCUGUAGAAAGAGUCUAGCUUUCGGUAUUGGGUUCGGAAGCAGUGACAUAUAUGACAAAAGAUUCAAUUUGUUUGCAAAUGGAGAGUUUCCUGAAUUGAUCAAUAACUUCCAAAAUUUUAAUGGCGGAAUUUUACUCGCCUGCUCCACGUUGGGACGGAGAAGACAAAGGAGCAUGAGAGAGAAAGAGAGGAUUAUUAGUUAGUAUUAUUAUAUUAUUAUUUGAAGAGAUUUAUCAGAGAUGAUAGUUGAGUAUAGACAGGGAAAGAAUUAAGCAGUAAUUCCUCUUAAUUAAUAGCUGCAGAUGGACACGUGGCAGAUCUUAAUCGGCUGGGAGCACCAAAUCAGCAUGCCAACGUGGUGCUCCCGGUGUAGGCAAUAAUUCCUCGUCUGCCACAGCUCCACUUCUCUAAACAAAACCAAUAAUAUAAUUCUAAAAAAAAAAAAAGUUGUCGACUUGUAAUUAAAAAAAGGGAGAGAAAUAUUCUAUCCACCAAAAAAUUGAGGCAGAGAACAACUAGAUUAGGGAAGAUUUUUUUUUAAUUCAAUAUGCCUAUAAAAGGCAUGGUGUAAUCUGAAUGUUUAGUGUGCGAAAAUAGCAAAAACUAAUCAGUGAAAGCAAUACCCUUGUCCCCUUCCCACUCUGUCCGCCACAGCUCCACUUCUCUAAACAAAACCAAUAAUAUAAUUCUAAACCAAUUUUCCAUAAGGGGGAAAAAAACAAAAAUGUUUCAACCACUUGAACCACUAACAGCCGUCGCCGACGAAGAAAUCCUGACGAUCGACUAUUUCUCCCUCUUCUCCGCCGACACUGCCCACCGUUCUAAGGCCCUGGACUGCCUCUCAGCAGCUUGUGAGCACUAUGGCUUCUUCAACCUGGUGAACCAUGGGAUUCCCGAUGGAGUCAUAGAUGGUGCUUUGAGUGGGAUCGCCGAUUUUUUCGAGCAAACGCCGGUGGAGGAGAAGAGCAAGUACAAGAAAGGUGAUCCCGGAGCUAGGAUUCUUUGGGAUGCCAGGUGUCAUGCCGGCGAGAACAGAGAACAUCUCAAGCUCCUCGCUCGUCCGACGUUCCAUUGCCCUCCCAAUCCUCCAUUCUUUAGGUAUAUAGUAUACAAACAUGGUUGUUAUGCCGGCCGGCGUGCCACCGGUUGUACCUGGUUCGACCGGUACCGGUCAUAAAACCGACGUGCCACCACCGGUAUGAUCGAUAUAAGAAUCUCUAAGUAAAAUGAUAUUAUUUUAGUGAAUUUAAUUUUUAAAAAUUAUUUUAUUAUUUAUUUUAUGAGUAUAAAAGUUAAGGGUAAAUACAAUUUAAUAUCCAAACCUUUUAUUUUAAACAAUAUAAUAGCCAAACCUUUUCGAAAACAAUCUAAUAUCCAAAUCGUCAACUUUCUGUCUGUUUGACCGUUAGUUGACACUUCAAAAAAGUUCGAAGUACGACACUUCAUCAAUAUCCAUCGAUAUCUUCUCUGAAAAACCACCAACAUAUCGUAGUUCCAAACUCGAGAAGUCCAUGACUCCACCAUGAUGGUAUAGAAUAUCUAAAUAUCCAAUCAUCUGUAAUGCCAAAACAAGAAACCAAGUUAUAUUAUGACAAUUUCCCCUAAACAAAGCUUUUUUGAGGUGUCAACUAACAGUCAAACGAACGGAAACUUGACGAUAUGGAUAUUAGAUUGUUUUCGAAAAGGUUUGGCUAUUAUAUUGUUUAAAAUGAAAGGUUUGGAUAUUAAAUUGUAUUUACCCAAAAGUUAAAUAUUGAUUUUAUUUGUUGGAUUCAAGUAUAAAUGUUUAGGUAUUGACGUUAAAUGUCAUGUUUAAUAUGAGUAUUUAUAAUUUUAUUUGUAAUAUUGACCGGCAUGAACCGGCACAAACCAGCAUGUGCCACCGGUCGAACCAUUUCACUUGCUAAACCGGCACACUGGCAAAAACCGGUUUGACAACCUUGAUACAACACCACCUCCCCACCGCUAUCAGAUGUAUUCACUGACAAUGAACACGUUUUGUUUUGUGCACAGAGAGGCAUUGGGAGAGUACGAGAGCAGAUUGCAUGAAGUGAAGCUGGGCUUAGCAAGGGCUAUGUCCUUAACCUUGGGACAGGAAGACUCCUACAUAGAGGAUGCUUUCGAACUGGAAUUGGGAUUUGACGUGGCUGCCAUGAAUCAUUACCCACCAAACUUCAUGUCAAAGGGCACCAUGGGACUGGCUGAACACACCGAUCCUGGUUUCAUCGUCUCCCUCGUCCAAGAUAUGGAUGGCGGCCUUCAAAUCCUAACCCAUCAAGGACAAUGGAUCAACGUCCACAUCCCUCCCCAUGCCAUCUUAAUUCAACUUGGGGACCAACUGGAGGUAUAUUUAUUUAUUUAUCUAUUUAGUUAUAUACGUGGACCGUGGUGAUGAUCACCAGUUGGUUUUUAUAUAAUUUAAUUAGUUAACCUUAACUAAAAAUAACAUUUACGUAAUUGAUGCAAUUUAUAAGGAGUCAUUUUAGGGCUGUCAGUUUGGAUAACCAAAACCAAACCAUUAGCAUGAAAACCAAAAAUCAAAAUAGGCAUAUUCA
Molecule: messenger RNA, 5282 nt
Organism: Linum trigynum
Lineage: Eukaryota; Viridiplantae; Streptophyta; Magnoliopsida; Malpighiales; Linaceae
Source: the annotation of a GenBank genome assembly